AUCAUCGUAUCGGCGUCAGUCACACGGAGCAUCGCAUUUGGCAGCUGCGGAUACGUGAUGUUCGCGAGGCAGACCGUGGAUGGUAUAUGUGCCAAAUAAAUACGGAUCCGAUGAAAAGCCAAGUCGGCUACUUGGAUGUAGUGGUACCACCUGAUAUCAUUGACUAUCAAACCAGUAACGACAUGGUCGUACAAGAGGGCCAAAACGUGACUCUUACGUGCACAGCAACAGGACUGCCAAUGCCUACGGUAACCUGGCGACGUGAACGUGAUAUACCGCUGCUGCAGAAUAUUGCUGGAUCUAAGAUUUAUAGCAUUGAAGGUCCGCAUUUGACACUGUGGCAGGUGACUAAGGAGAGCAUGGGCGCUUACUUGUGUAUUGCUUCAAAUGGAAUACCGCCGACUGUGAGCAAAAGGGUACUCGUUGCAGUUAAUUUUGCACCUACUAUUUGGACCCGUUAUGACUCGGUCUAUGUCGGCUAUGGUCAGAAAGUGGCAUUGGAGUGUAUUUCCGAAGCACAUCCGACCACGGUAAAUUUCUGGCUUAAAGACAAAGAAUUGGUGCAGAGCGGAACUUAUGAGUCGGUCUCAUUAGACAAUAUCUUCAGAAUUGUAAUGCGUUUAAUAAUACGACCCAUGGAGUUGAAAGACUUCGGUGAUUAUCACUGCGUGGCUAAAAACUUAAUGGGUGAAUCGGAACGCGUUAUAUCAGUGCUGCAUAAAUCCAGGAAGAAUAUUCGUCAUUCCCAUGCGUUGGAUGGGAAAGACAAUAACCUGAUUUUAGUCGAGGAAUACACUUCAGAUGGUACUUCCUUAGCGACCGCGUUUCGCACUAUGUUGAUAACCGCGGCUGUGCUUCAUUGGAGAUUAAAUAAAUAAUAAUUAUUGAAAAACUUAAUGAAUAAAGGAAUA
Molecule: messenger RNA, 911 nt
Organism: Rhagoletis zephyria (snowberry fruit fly)
Lineage: Eukaryota; Metazoa; Arthropoda; Insecta; Diptera; Tephritidae
Gene: DIP-iota
Product: Dpr-interacting protein iota
Cellular component (GO): neuron projection
Source: RefSeq, a predicted model, not a curated record